GUUUCUGCGACAGAGAAUAAUGCCUACGAUUACACUCGCAGUGGUAACCCUACGAGGGAUGCACUCGAGAAGCUGCUAGCGGAGGUGGAGGGGGCGCAUCGUGCCUUUGUCUUCAGCACCGGGAUGGCGGCACUUGCUGCAGCCACCAGGCUGGUUUCCACUGGUUCCUCCAUUGUAGCGGGUGACGACAUUUACGGAGGCACAGACCGGCUGCUGUCAAGAGUGGUGCCUCGUGCAGGUGUUGCUGUCAGGCGGGUGGACACAACGGAUCUAGAAGCAGUGAGGGCGGCAGUGCUGCCCGGCACCAAGCUGGUCGUUAUGGAGAGCCCCACCAACCCCCGCAUGAUGAUCAGCGAUAUCAGGGCCAUAGCGGACAUAGCCCACUCAGUGGGAGCACUGCUACUGGUAGACAACAGCAUCAUGUCUCCGGUGCUCUCAAAGCCGCUGCAGCUGGGAGCAGACAUUGUGAUGCACAGCGGUACCAAGUUCAUCAGCGGGCAUAGCGACGUGAUGGCUGGUGUGCUGGCUGUCAAUGACCCCGACUUGGCUAAAGAGAUCUACUUUGUGCAGAACGCAGAGGGAUCAGGGCUGAGCCCCUUUGACUGCUGGGUGUGCCUUCGGGGGAUCAAGACCCUGCCACUGCGACUGGAGAGGCAGCAGGCCAACGCACAGAGAAUAGCUGAAUUCCUGGACAGCCAUGCACGAGUGGAGAGAGUGUUCUACGCCGGUCUGCCCUCCCAUACCAACCGCGACCUGCAUUUCUCUCAGGCCAAGGGUGCGGGGUCAGUGCUCAGUUUCACGACAGGCAACAUCAACGCGUCAAAGCACAUUGUUGAGACGAUGAAGCUCGCUAAUAUUGCUGUCAGCUUCGGCAGUGUGGCGACGUCCAUCAGCCUGCCGUGCUUCAUGUCACAUGCCAGCAUACCAGCGGAUGUGCGCAAGGAGCGAGGCCUGGUUGAAGACCUCAUUCGCCUCUCU
This is a messenger RNA of Closterium sp. Naga37s-1, 978 nucleotides long. NCBI's taxonomy places the organism in Eukaryota, Viridiplantae, Streptophyta, Zygnematophyceae, Desmidiales, Closteriaceae. The record is from the annotation of a GenBank genome assembly.